CGGAAAUCGCCUGGUUUUCUGUAGUUAACUUAACUCUGGUGUCUCGGCUGUCGCUGCAAAGGACACAAUGCUUUUUCAGAGCGAGGAUCCCUCGGUGUGCACGGUGUGUCUGAGCUGAAAACAGAUGCGGGAGCUCGGCCGGAGGACACAGAUGUCGAACAAACAGGGGAGAUUGUGUCCGAGAUAAUAGCAGACGUCCCCGCCGGACCAUGGGACUGACGGAGCUGCUGCUCGGACUGCUGUGGUUCCGCUCUGCUCUGCUCUGUGCAGCAGGCUGCAGCGAGCGGGUGGAGGUCCAUACAGAGCGGAGGGGUGUGAUCUACAGCCCCUUCUGGCCUUUAAACUACCCAGCUGGAGUCAACUGCAGCUGGCAUAUCCAGGGAGGUCAGGGAGAGGUCAUUACCAUCAGUUUCCGUAACUUUGACUUGGCGGAGUCGGGAAAUUGUUUGGGAGAUUGGCUCCUGCUGUCUCCUACGUGGAAUGGGGAAUCCAGGCUGUGCGGCUCCGUGCUGCCUCCACCCGUCAUCUCCACCAGGGGGCGUGUUUGGCUUUUCUUCCACUCUCAGGCCAACAGCUCUGGGCAAGCCCAGGGCUUCCGCCUCUCUUACAUCAGAGGUCACCUGGGCCAGAGCAGCUGUCAGUCAGAUGAGUUCUUGUGUGGCAAUGGGAAGUGUCUCCCUCGCUCCUGGAAGUGCAAUGGUCAGGACGAAUGCGGCGAUGCCACUGAUGAGCGUAGCUGCUCCCCCCCUCCCACUGAGGCCCAGUCCGGCCUCUGCCCCUUUGGCUCCCUGUCGUGCACCGAGGUCCAGUCCACCCGCUGCUUGCCUGCCACCCUGCGCUGCAACGGAGCCCGGGACUGCCCUGACGGUACAGACGAGCUGGGUUGCCCCGACACCACCUGCGGCAAACGUCUGGGGAACUUCUACGGCUCCUUUGCUUCCCCAGAUUUUUUCCGGGCUAAUCGCAGCGCAGUAACAGAGCUGAGGUGUUCCUGGCUGCUGGACACCCAGGACCCCAAACCCAUCGUGCUGCAGCUGGACCUGCAGCUCGGGCCCGGAGACUCACUGCAUGUUUACGAUGGUUUGCUGCAGCAGGCGGAGCAUCUUUUACAGGUGCUGUCGUAUCAUAACAACCGGCGCCUGGCUCUGCUGGAGUCGAGCCGAGGACAGAUGAGUGUGUUGUACAUGGCCCAGCCUCACAGCCCUGGACAUGGCUUCAACGCCACUUACCAGGUCAAAGGUUACUGUUUUCCUGGCGAGCAUCCCUGUGGCGGCGAUCAGGGCUGCUACUCUGAACGCCAGCGCUGCGACGGCUACUGGCACUGCCCAUCCGGCCGUGACGAGGAGGCCUGCCCGACGUGCCCAGACGGUGAGUUUCCAUGCGAGGGCGGCACCGGCGUGUGCUACCCGGCCUCGGAGCGCUGCAACAACCAGAAGAGGUGCCCGGAUGGGUCAGAUGAGAAGAACUGCUACGACUGCCAACCCGGAAACUUCCACUGUGGGACUAACCUGUGCAUCUUUGAGACGUGGCGAUGCGACGGUCAGGAAGACUGCUUAGAUGGGAGCGACGAGAGAGACUGCCUGGCUGCAGUGCCCAGGAAAGUCAUUACCGCCGCCCUGAUCGGAAGCCUGGUCUGUAGUCUGCUGCUGGUCAUUGCCCUCGGCUGUGCCCUCAAACUGCACUCACUCAGGAGCAGAGAGUACAGAGCUUUUGAGACUCAGAUGACUCGCAUGGAGGCAGAGUUUGUUCAGAGAGAGGCUCCCCCCUCCUAUGGUCAGCUGAUCGCCCAAGGUCUCAUCCCUCCAGUGGAGGAUUUCCCAGUAUACAGCCCCACCCAGGCCUCCAUGUUACAGAACCUGCGGCUGGCGAUGCGCAGACAGAUCAGACGUCACUCGACGCGGCGCUCCACCUCCUCCUCCUCUCGACGGCGUCUCGGCCAUCUGUGGAGUCGCCUGUUCCACGGGGGAGGGAGAGCCAGGGGUCACGCCCCACUGCUGGAUCCCCCUGGAUCCACGCAGAUCACGCUGGGGCUCCACAGCUACCGAACUGUGGGGGAGCAGGGGCCACAGGCCAGGGCCAGGGAUCAGCUUGGGGAUGAGGCUGAUGUAGUGGGUUUGCCAGACUCCUGCUGCUCAGCCACAGUGGACCUGCAGCCCUGCACGCCAGAGAGCCCCGCCUCACCUCUCUCCUUGCAGUCAGUGGACAGCCCAGAAGACGAGGAACCAUCCCCUGUCAGCAGGGAAGGCACCAGGGUUCCACAGUUUGAGCAUCCCACUGCUAGUCAGAGUGACUCUUCAGCCCACAGCAGACUUCCUCCCACCCCUCAGGAAGCCUCUGUACCCCAAUGCCACCCCCGUGCAUCUAGGAAACUGGUUUUGGAGCUUGCAGUUAACCUUAAAGGCGUGUCCUUGAGACGUUACUCCCCUCUAGGACCCUUGUCCCCUAUCUCACCCCCUGUGUUUCCCAGUGGCUCCCCAACACCAAUAGCCCAGUCUCGCCCACAGGGCCCAGAGGUGACUUCGCCCGCUGAGCCCUUGUCUUCUUCUGUGAAAGCAGAGGAUAGUGACCUCCACUUUACCGUGGAUGUCCCGGGAAGCAGGGACAGAAGAAGCAGGGACGAGAGGAGGAGGGAGGGCAAGAGCAGGCUCUGCAGGUUCGACAGGACCCUUAGUGAUGAGGGAGGAGAUUCAGGGAGGGAGACGACGCCAUCCUGAAAGGUUUAGGUAGAUACUCUCCAUCAUCUCGCUCUGUUGAGACCUGGUGUUGACGAAAUCUGCACUGCAAAAGUGUCCUUGAAGUAUGUUCCCACCAGAUCCAGAGGUCAUACCCGUACCUGUAGCCCCCCACAUGGAGGAGGUAUAGUAUCAAUUAAAAUAAAAUAAAUGUAAUUAUCUCCUGCCCAUUCAGCCCCUUGAAUGCUUUAACAUCUGCAUAUGCACAAAAUUAUGCACAUGCAGUCUUUAACUAAGAUAAAUAAAAACCAGCAUUGGUAGAGCUUAUGGCCUGCAUCAUGAAUCUUUUUGUGCAGGGCUCAUACUGAUUAAAAGCAAACAGACUUCCCUGUUUAACCUGUUUGAAUAUAAACUUAUCAUGAGCCCAUACCAGAAAAUCACACUCAAUUCUGGCCACCAACACCAAUACAAUAUUGGCAACAUGUUUGCCAAAGCAGCCUUCGUGUCGUUACCCAGAGCCAUUACACACCGCUAUAUACUGUGAACCGUAAAAGCCUGUUGAGUGAUCACAUGAAUUUAUCAGAUUAAUGAUCCUCUUCUCUGUCUUAUUUCCACUUUAUUGUGUGAGGUAGUGUUGCAGUUGUUAUUGUGUGAUAUUUCCAGACAGUCAUGAUUGGCUGCUGGCAAUAUUUAAUAUUUUUGUUAUUGUCAACAAAUUGUAUGAAAAGGCCAAAGCCAAUGAUGAGUUUGUCCAUUUGUCUAUAUUUUUCAACUUCACCUGUCUGUGCAUAUACUUGCUUUUUUUCUUACAAAGGCAAAUCAUUUUCUAAAACAACAGGGCAGUGUAGUUUUCAAGAAACAUAACUCAAACAGGAGUAAAUAGAGCAUUUGUUGGGGACUAUUUUUAGCCGUGGAUUAAUACACAUUUGGUGCACUAAUGAGUGUUUGUGGCAGCAGGAUGGUGCAUGUGGCAUUGAGUCAAAAUUAAUGACAGUUUAUAAUAGUGGGAGUGUUAGUGGUGGCUCAUUGGUGUGUUAAUAGUUUUAUUACUAAAAUGGAGUUCUGUGGCAGAGAGGAUAAGCUAUAUCAGUACUUUAAACAGUACUUGUUAGAAGGAAUAAUACAUUGUUGGUUUUGGUAUUUCCAUUGGGAUUUGUUGACAAUAAGAAAAAGAUUGAAUAUCACCAGACCUACCUUCUAAACACAACUUCGAACCACUCAAAGACAAAAGUUUGUCAUUAUGGGAAAUAUUCCUAUUUGCUCUCUGGCGCAGAGUUAAAGGAGAAGACUGCCAGCUCUACCCUGUAUCUGUAAAGAAUAUAUAAGGCACCUUGCUUGGGUUAGGUCAAAGACUGAAAACAGGGUCAAACAGUUGGGCUGGCUCUGUCUGAAGAUAGCUAGUGAGCCUCAAAGGCGCAGGUAGGUACAUUUUGUUCCCUUAAGAGAGAGCCAGGGUAGCUGCAUCCCUGUUACUGUAUGCUGUGCCAAGCUAACAGGCUGUUGGCUGUAGCCUGAUUUUUAACAAUAUGAGAUACGAGAGCGGUGCUCAUCAUCUCAUCUAACUCCGAGGGGAAAAAAAAAAAUCAAAUCCAAAUCGGCAUAGUUUCCAUAAAUGUCAAACUAUUCCUUUAACUCCUGUGCAGUGUCUCUGAAUCAUGCAGCAGUUCAAUCAUGCUGAACAUUUGUCAGUAUUUAUUCAACAUAUAUGUUUCCAGUGCUGAUCUUCUUCAGUGGUACUUUGACCCCUUUUAACAAACACGAAGAGCUUUUUCGUCAUGUUUUGGAAGUGAUAUCAAUUUGGUCAAUGUUUUCCUCUUGAUACAUCAUCCAAUGUAAAAAGCCAAUCUUAGAUGGAAACUGAGAUUGUGAGUCCAAGUGUAGUGAAGUCUGUAACUCUGCUCAGCUCGUCCUCCUGAAAUCAAACCCAACCUGUCCUCUCCAGCCUUUCGUCACUUGUGUCUGCUCUGGUUUUGACUCAGUGCAGUGAAGGAUUUAUGUGCAUAUCCAGGAAAUGUCGUGAAGAGCGGCCUCACUUCAGAACACUGAUCUAUAGAGUCCCUUUCAUCCCAGUGGUAUCUCCGCAGUACUGCUGACUGUGCACUGGCCACUGCAGACGUCCAGACUGCUGGUUCAUUUCAAUGGAAAAUCAUACCUAUGCUGUGGAAUUUUCUAUGACAGAACGUUAAAGCAAAGACCUCUAUUUUUCAGUCUUCAGUGGAGACCUAUAGUAGUUCUACUUUAUACUGUGUUUCUCUUUCUGCCUUGACAAACAUUGAACUUGAUCAAACCUGGUCACCUUGAGUGUGUAAGGCUUUUUGUAAAGCUUGUCUCUCCGAGGUACGACACUGGUAACCUUUUGCUAAUCACUGUUGGACUUAAAGAAUGUACCCGUUUCCUUUUUUUUUAACUGCAGGAUAUCAACGCCGAACAGAAAAGUCAGAUAGCCAGUGUAGGCAGAGAGAGUAUAAGAAAUGACUAGAAGCCAAAUUCUGGUGGAUUUUUAGCUGCAGUGUCAGGUUUUGGUACUAAAUACACUGUCUUGACUGCUGUUUUUCCUUUAAGUGAGCUGAACGUGCCAUUCUACCCUCAUGUGCUUCCUUCUUAUAGAAGUUUUGUCAUAAAUAGCUGCUACAUGUUACGUGCCAUUAGAGAUGUCUCCAUACCCCUUCCUAAGCAAUUCCUCCCUAAGGACCUGUCCUGAUUCAUUUUCCUUCCUUUGAGAUGUUGAGAAACCUAAAUCAUCCUAUUCAUUCCUAGUUUUACACCUUGUGCUCUUUUUUUUGAUAGUACAUUGAUGAAAGAUGAAAUAGUUCGCUGCUGACGGAAAAAGAAAAAGAAAUUAUACAUCUGCAUAGAGUAUGUCCUUGUUAUAAAUGCCUUAAUGAUUUUUCCUUGCCAUUGUAAUGAUCAUGGACAUUUUCAUGAGUCACAGCUGUGGUUUACAUGUUUGAAGAGAUUAGAUUUGACCGUAUAUCUGAACAUAUAUUUAUGAUAUGACAUGUAAUUGGUACAAGUGACUGCUAUGGAGUUACAGUGCACUACUGCAUCAGGAAACUUGUCUCUGGGAUUAUUAUGGCAGGGGAGUUAGGGAAAAGGAAAUGUGUCUCUCAGUGACCUUAACUCAGUGUAUUUCCAUGUUUAUUUAAGUGAUAAUCUGAGAUUCUUGUUUAUUCUUAUUAUUUUAAUGACGGUCUUCAAUAAUCUAGUCUAGUGUGGAUUGUAGCCAACAUAUUGUAGAAGAUGAUUUAGUAGCGGUUUUUAAAAUGUGUUGUAUGUAAUGAGCGCUGACGGGGUGAACAAGUUUACACACAGGCAAAUACACUGGAUCGAGACCAUUGGACAGUGUCGUGCUACUGAACCAGGUUGUCUGAUAGUGACAUCCCCUCUCCUUGCUGUCUGAUUUUGAAGCUUCUUUCCCCGUCAAAGGCUGAAGUCGACAUAUACUUUGUUUGUAUAAAGGCAUUUCUCUCAUUUUGAGAUCUAUAUUUGUAUAUUUUGUGCCGAAAGAGAGAUGUCACCAUGACAUUGUGGGGUUUGCUGAUCAAAACCCUGUAAUGCUACAUAACAGCUUUCUGUUUAUUAGUCAUUGUUUUCCUGUGCCUGCAAUUAAUAAACUUCAAGCUGGUGAUCGUU
This is a messenger RNA of Lates calcarifer (barramundi perch), 6305 nucleotides long. RefSeq names its product low density lipoprotein receptor-related protein 3 (gene lrp3). Gene Ontology annotation, cellular component: plasma membrane. The record is from RefSeq and is a predicted model, not a curated record. Gene Ontology annotation, molecular function: protein binding. Lineage: Eukaryota; Metazoa; Chordata; Actinopteri; Centropomidae. The coding region runs from base 210 to 2714 and encodes 834 amino acids. The transcript has 7 exons.